Messenger RNA from Aspergillus sclerotioniger CBS 115572, 1128 nucleotides. Its product is annotated as 5'-methylthioadenosine/S-adenosylhomocysteine nucleosidase family protein. Lineage: Eukaryota; Fungi; Ascomycota; Eurotiomycetes; Eurotiales; Aspergillaceae. The record is from RefSeq and is a predicted model, not a curated record. Gene Ontology annotation, molecular function: catalytic activity. The transcript is spliced from 3 exons. Bases 1 to 1128 code for a protein of 375 amino acids. Gene Ontology annotation, biological process: nucleoside metabolic process.
AUGAGCCCAUCCGCGCGAUACUCUCAUGGCGAUUAUACAGUUGGGUGGAUAUCCGCCCUCCCACUUGAAAUGGCUGCAGCGGAGGCGACGCUGGAUGAAAUGCACCAGGCUUUGCCAAACCCUCCACACGACAAAAAUGCCUAUACACUGGGCGAGAUCGCGGGCCAUAAGAUCGUGAUAGCCUGCUUGCCAAGUGGGCAAUAUGGGACGACGUCAGCCGCGGUGGCGGCACAGCAGAUGUUGUCAACUUUCCCCUGUCUUCGUUUCGGACUUUUAGUCGGGAUCGCCGGAGGCAUUCCGAGCAAAACAGUAGAUAUCCGGCUGGGCGAUGUGGUGGUCAGUACGCCAACAGCGACUUAUGCAGGAGUCGUGCAAUACGACUACGGAAAGACCUACCCAGGGCACUUUGAGAGAACGGGGAUGCUUAACAGGCCACCCGAACUCCUGUUGACAGCAGUUUCCAAAUUACGUUCCAGGAUUUUAAGGGAGGGAAGCGUGCUCCAGGAGACCAUCUCACACAUGGUCGAGAGAAACCCCCACAUGGGCAAGGAUUUUGGGUUUGGGGGGUGGCAGGAUCAGUUGUUCAAUGCACACUACCCCCAUCUGGAAUCAGAGUCGACCUGUGAGAAAUGCGAUAGGUCUCAACUGGUGUCCCGGAAGCAUCGCCCAAGUGAUGGCCCUAAGAUUCACUAUGGGCUUAUUGCUUCAGCAAAUCAGGUGAUGAAGGAUGCAGUUGCUCGAGACAGGCUUGGACGCGAACUGGGAGCCUAUUGCGUGGAAAUGGAAGCGGCUGGCUUAAUGAACCACUUUCCAUGUCUGGUUGUCCGAGGCAUUUGCGACUAUGCAGAUUCCCAUAAGAAUAAAGAAUGGCAAGGCUACGCUGCGGCUGCAGCUGCGGCGUAUGCAAAGGAGCUGUUUACCGUGAUUUCCAGGGAGGAAACACUGAAAAUGCACCAUGCUGACUUCCAGGAUUCCAAAUUGACUAACCUCUCGGACGCUCUUCGCGAUAGAACGAUUUGCUCGCAGCUGGAGAGCCUUCGGCGCAGAUGUGAACUCGCCCGCAGAUGGAACCAGUGGAAUUACUCCAGUGACGGCGGCAAUUACUGGUGGUCGGCCAGCUGUUCUUGA